AUGACUACCCUCACACCUGAAGUCACCUGGGCUCAACGCUCCUCCGAUACCGAUGAAACUCGCAACUACCUCUACCUCUUCAUCAACGUCCCCGAUGUCCCCGCUAAAUCGGCGGACAUCAAGCUCACAGAGAACAAUGUUUCUUUUACCGGCACAAACCUGAAAGGCGCCAAGUAUGCCGUGUCGUUGGGUCUCUAUGCCGAAAUCGAUGUCGACAACAGUAAAGUACACCACAGCCCACGUGGCGUCGAGAUGGUUCUCCGAAAGAAGAAGCUUGGAUUGGAGUACUGGCCCCGGUUGUUGAAGGAACCUAAGAAAAUGCAUUUCAUCAAGACCGAUUUCGACAAGUGGGUCGAUGAAGAUGAGCAAGACGAAGCUCAAGAAGAUGACUACGCAGCCAACUUUGGCGGUUUCGGCGACGAUGGCGGUCUCGGUGGUAUUGACUUCUCCAAGCUCGGUGGCGGAGCUGGCCUUGAUAUGGCCGGUGCAGGAGGCGCCGGCGACGAAGAGGAAGAAGAUGAUGACGACAUGCCCGAGCUCGAGGGCGAAGAAAAGGGUGACAAGAAGAUUCAGGAAAUCUCAUAA
Messenger RNA from Talaromyces marneffei, 585 nucleotides. RefSeq lists its product as uncharacterized. The transcript has 4 exons. The record is from RefSeq and is a predicted model, not a curated record. Lineage: Eukaryota; Fungi; Ascomycota; Eurotiomycetes; Eurotiales; Trichocomaceae. Gene Ontology annotation, cellular component: nucleus; cytosol. The coding region runs from base 1 to 585 and encodes 194 amino acids. Gene Ontology annotation, molecular function: protein-folding chaperone binding; Hsp90 protein binding. Gene Ontology annotation, biological process: protein folding; chaperone-mediated protein complex assembly.